Molecule: messenger RNA, 4792 nt
Organism: Grus americana (Whooping crane)
Lineage: Eukaryota; Metazoa; Chordata; Aves; Gruiformes; Gruidae
Gene: AFAP1L2
Product: actin filament associated protein 1 like 2
Exons: 20
Coding region: 137-2686 (849 amino acids)
Biological process (GO): positive regulation of DNA-templated transcription; positive regulation of epidermal growth factor receptor signaling pathway; inflammatory response
Cellular component (GO): cytosol
Molecular function (GO): SH2 domain binding; SH3 domain binding
Source: RefSeq, a predicted model, not a curated record
GGGCGGGGCGGGGCGGGGCGGCGGGGGCAGCCGGGGCCCGAGCUCCAGGAGCGCGGCGGCGGAGCGGAGCGGUGGCAGCGCUGUGUCUCGGAGCCCCUCGGGAGCCGGUGGGCUGUGGCCCCGUGCUGCAGCCCCCAUGGAUAAAUACAAAGCUCUCGAGCAGCUGCUCACAGAACUUGAAGAUUUUUUGAGGAUACUGGACAAGGAGAACUUGAGCAGCACUGCUGUUGUGAAGAAGAGCUUCCUCUCCGACCUUCUGCGGGUCUACACCAAGUCCAGCGGUGGCGAUGAGGAAUAUAUUUAUAUGAACAAAGUGACCAUCCAUAAACAACAGGGUGACCAGGAGAAACAAGACAAAGGGCUGGAUCGGAGAAACUCCUUGACCAAUGGAGACUCAGGACUGCAUUCGUCCCCUCCUCAGAAGAGCCUGCCAGACCUCCCCCCUCCAAAGAUUCCCGAAACAAAACAACCUCCGGUCCCCAAGAUCGAAUCCCCAGAGGGAUAUUAUGAAGAGGCUGAGCCAUAUGAUGUCUCUGUAAAUGGUCUUUUUGGUAGGCUUGCGGCGGCUGGACCCAGGCCAGGGUUGCAGGUUACUGAGGGAGUUAUUUAUGCCACAAUAACGAUGGAAGAUGGUGAAGCCAUUAGUAGCUCCUAUGAAUCUUAUGAUGAAGAAGAGAGCAGUAAAGGCAAGUCAGCGACCCAUCAGUGGCCAUCCACAGAGGCCACCAUUGAGUUGAUGAAGGACGCCCGCAUCUGUGCAUUCCUGUGGCGAAAGAAGUGGCUGGGACAGUGGGCAAAACAGCUGUGUAUUAUCAAGGAUACCAGGUUGCUGUGCUACAAGAGCUCCAAAGACCACAGCCCUCAGCUCGACGUGAAUUUGCUGGGCUGCACUGUCAUUCACAAGGAAAAGCAAGUGAGGAAGAAAGAGCACAAGCUGAAGAUCAUCCCCAUGAAUGCCGAUGUCAUUGUGCUGGGGCUGCAGAGUAAAGACCAGGCAGAGCAGUGGCUCAGGGUAAUACAGGAGACGAGCGGUCUGCUGUGCGAAGGAGGCAAUGAAGGCAACCAGUACAUCCCGGAUUCGCAGCGUCUCAGUUACCCAAAGGUGGAGGUAUCCGAGAGGUACUCUGUAGCCUCCGAGAGCGGGAGCAGCACGGACGGCCAUCCAGAGAUUGCAGAGAUAAAAGAUGUUAAGAAGAAGGGCACAACUGGCCUGAAACUGAGCAACCUGAUGAACCUCGGAAGGAAAAAAUCCAGCUCCCUGGAUAGCCCAGAGAGAUCCCUGGAGACUUCCAGUUACCUGAACGUGCUAGUGAACAGCCAGUGGAAGUCCCGCUGGUGCCAGAUAAAAGACGGUCACCUCCAUUUCUACCAGGACAAAAACCGAAGCAAACUGGCUCAGCAACCCCUGAGUUUGGCAGGUUGUGAAGUUAUCCCAGAGCCAAGCCCUGAUCAUCUCUACUCCUUCCGCAUCCUGCACAAUGGGGAAGAACGGGUCAUUCUAGAGGCGAAGUCCUCGGAGGAAAUGGGCCACUGGCUGGGCCUCCUUUUGUCAGAGUCAGGUUCGAAAACAGACCCAGAGGAAUUUACCUACGACUACGUGGAUGCUGACCGGGUUUCCUGCAUUGUGAGCGCUGCAAAGAACUCCUUCUUCUUAAUGCAGAGGAAGUACUCUGAGCCCAACACCUACAUCGACAAUCUGCCAAAGGGCAGGAUGCAGCAGGAGGAGCUGUAUGACGACGUGGAUCUGCCAGACCUGUCUGUGGAAGAAGCACCCAAGAGUGAGAGCAAAUUGGAGGCAGACCAAGACAGAGUGUACCUGGAUCUCACCCCAGUGAAGUCCUUCCUACACUGUGCUGGCAAGAAGUCAUGCCAGACUUCACCCCUCAGCUCACCAUCUCUAGAAAGGGCUGCCAACAAGGCUGCAGCAGAGAGCACAGCUGAGCCAGCCCCUGUGGCUAAGGAAGCCGAGCCCUGUAGUAAGGCGAUAGAGACCUCGGAGCAGAAACACCCAGAGCAGCCAGAGCCUGAUGAGACACUGCCACGGGCGCCCACCGUCAAAAUCCAGACGCAGCAGCAAAAGAUCGCCUUCCCCCAGCCGGCCCCUGAGCCGCCGGCAGGCACAGUGACAGUGGGCAGUCCCCAGCUGCUGCCCGCACACCGGCCCAAGAUGCCAGUGCCAGCAGCAGCAGUGGAAACCAAGCUGGGCAAGAACAGGACAGAGGCAGAGGUGAAGAGGUUUACAGAGGAAAAGGAGCGGCUGGAAAAGGAGAAGGAUGAAAUCCGGGCUCAGCUCACCCAGCUGCGCAAGGAGAGGCGGGAGCUGAAGGAAAUGCUCGGGGGCAGCACAGACAAGAGCCUGGAGCAGAGGCUGAAGGAGAUAGAAGAAGAGUGCAAAAGGAAGGAGAGCCGGAGGGUGGACCUGGAGCUGAGCCUGGUGGAGGUGAAGGAGAACCUGAAGAAGGCAGAGUCCGGCCCCGUGACGCUGGGCACUGCGGUGGACACCACGCACCUGGAGAAUGCAGCUCCCCGGAUUCAGGCAAAAAGUGCGAGUCCGGCAAAUAGCCCAGAGAACUCACCAGUCAAUUCAGCAACGGCUUUAAAAAACCGGCCUUUGUCCGUCAUGGUGACGGGGAAGGGAACAGUCCUACAGAAAGCUAAGGAAUGGGAGAAGAAGGGAGCUAGUUAGAACCACGUUUUUCAGAGAUGGACUAAAGACUGGAAUUGCCCAUGCACGGCAAAGGGGAUUCAAUCAUCUGUAGUUGGAGGUUGGGUGUGCAACACAACCACACACCAAGUGCCUCCUCCACGUCGCGCCAACUGCUCAGAUGCAGCAACGGAGUCAACAGCUGCCAAUACAAAUUAUCCCAAAUGAUCUUGCUCUUUCCAGACAAGUCCCAAUCACGUAGCUAAAACAAUAACAACCAGUGGCAAUCCUUGCAUCAAAUUCCUAACCCAGUUGAUGUAAACAAGAAUGUUACUGUACAUAGGGGUGUUUUGUGUAUUUCUACUCUGAAGGUUUAUCAAUGAGUUAAGGUUUCUAUAUUAGUGACAGUAGUGGUUUCAGAAGGGGCCUCCGCUAUUCUUUAUACCCCAGUGGUUUUCAACCUGUCAUGGCAAAUUACAGUCAAUUCAAGGCUCACCGAUCUUGCUGCCGGUCAUCACUCAGCUGCAGAUCAUCCAGCCUUCAGUCAAGGGAGACACCCACACCUGAGCAAUGCUUGAGAUAUGAAUGAGAAGCACACAGCAGCCUGUCCAGGGGAUUUUUAAUCAGUGUCCCAAUGCACCCCAGCAUGUGUUUACUCCUACCACCCUGCUGCAGAUUUGCCAGAAUAUCAAGGAAGAUCCCUGCUCACCUUCUUGUGCUGUAAGCUGUGUUACAGGCUGGUGGCACCAAGACCUCUGGGUGAAGAUCAUCUCCCAAGCAGAUUCAGUUAAUUUUCUUUAAGAUCUUGGUCUGCUUCACCCAAGGAGUUUGUUCCAGGGGGUGGGGGGGAAAAAAGGCACAGGCCUGUUCAGCUGUUGAUUGGGAAGCUGGAUCCCAAUGUAUCCUUCAGGGCUUGCCCCUUCCCAGGGGAGGGGAGGUAAAGCUGUCCCUGUGCUCCUGCCCCAGCUGGGAGCACCACUUUGCUGAUGCUCACUGGUGCCCACAGAGCCGUAGCUGUACAAUCUGCUGAAGGCAUCCCCUGCAAAAGGAGCCCUUCCAUGCAGGCAAGGCAGAGCAGUCUGACCUGCUCUCCUCCAGGCCCAGCAAGUGAGGUCACACCACCAUGUCUCUGGUGGGCUGCUGGCCAUCUUGGUGCUGUUAAUAAUUUCUAAAUUAUUAAACUUAAUAUAGCCUUUGGACCCUGGCAGCGUGGCCCAGAAAACCCAGGCCUCUGCCCUAGCCAAGGUUUGUAAUAAAAGAUGUUGGACGUCUGGGACUGCUACAGUUAGAGACGUUGAAAUUUGAAGGGGUGUAGAAGGUGGGUGUCAGAAAUCCAUGCACCUUCUCCUCCCUGUAACCUGCUGUCAUGUCUGAUGGCCCAGAGACACCUCUGCCUGUCUCCUCUGAUGGUCCUUCAGCCCUGGAGCCCAGGCUCAUUAACUGGGUUGACUGUGGGGGCUGCAGCAGUUUUCCAACCCUGCAAAGCUAAAGCAGCACCGGUACCCUGGCUAGGUUGUUCCUGCGGUCCUGCAGCUACACUGAUGAGCAUCACCCAGAGCCAAGGUAAACAGGCAAAAUGUUGUACCUUCCUAACCCUUGAAAACCUUUGACAGGCUUGAGGCCACCUCUAAAGGGAUGCUCCUCCUGUCCCCACGCAAGGUUUCCACACAGGGAAAACUCAUGCAAAUAAGCCACUGAAACUUCUGGCUUGGGACCCAGGGGACUUUCCUCUUAAAAGCACCGGCAGGCCACAGACACCAUGAAGCUUUUGUUUUGACCUUUUAUGAGCUGGCAGAAGACCCUCUCUAUACCCUAAAUAUAUGUGUAGUACCGUGCCCUCACCAUACACCCCGCUGUUGUCCUCCAGAAGCUGUUGAGACAUUUCACAGCGAUACUGAGACAGCUACGGAUGAGAGCAGCUCUGCUUUCCCCACCACAGCCCAGUCAGCUUCAGUGUUCCUGCUGGGGUAUCUUCAUCAGGGGAUGGUAAAUGUAGGCAAGUCCUGAGCAACACACAUUCCCAGAAAAGAAACAUUAAACAAUGUCUCUGUGUCCCCAUUGUUUUCCUAACUCGAGGCAUUUCCUUUGUUGUAACUGUGACCUAUAAAGUGGCGCUUUAGAGGGUUUUAUAAUAAAAUGUUGAGUAUA